GCCUACUACUCCAACCGCGACUGCAGCUAGCAACUGAGAAGACUGGAUAGAGCCAGCGGCGCCACGAACGAGUAGUGAUCGCGCUCCCAACCCAGCUCUGCUCCGCAACUCCCACCAGUGUCUGUCCCUGGACCCCUCGCCUGGAUUUCCCUAAACUUCGACCAUGAUGUUCUCCGGUUUCAACGCCGACUACGAGGCAUCAUCCUCCCGGUGCAGCAGUGCCUCCCCGGCCGGGGACAAUCUUUCCUACUACCAUUCCCCAGCCGACUCCUUCUCCAGCAUGGGAUCCCCUGUCAACGCACAGGACUUCUGCGCAGAUCUGUCCGUUUCCAGUGCCAACUUUAUCCCCACGGUGACAGCCAUUUCCACCAGUCCAGACCUGCAGUGGCUGGUGCAGCCCACCCUGGUCUCCUCCGUGGCCCCAUCGCAGACCAGAGCGCCCCAUCCCUACGGAGUCCCCACCCCGUCAACUGGGGCUUACUCCAGGACCGGACUGGUGAAGACCAUGUCAGGCGGCAGAGCGCAGAGCAUUGGCAGGAGAGGCAAAGUAGAGCAGUUGUCUCCCGAAGAGGAAGAGAAACGGAGAAUCCGAAGGGAGAGGAAUAAGAUGGCUGCAGCCAAAUGCCGGAAUCGGAGGAGGGAGCUGACUGAUACUCUCCAAGCGGAGACAGACCAACUUGAAGAGGAGAAGUCUGCCUUGCAGACGGAGAUUGCCAAUCUGCUGAAAGAGAAGGAAAAACUGGAGUUCAUUUUGGCAGCCCACCGACCUGCCUGCAAGAUGCCCGAUGACCUGGGCUUCCCAGAAGAGAUGUCGGUGGCUUCCCUGGAUUUGACUGGGGGUCUGCCUGAGGCUGCUACCCCAGAGUCUGAGGAGGCCUUCUCACUGCCUCUUCUCAAUGACCCUGAGCCCAAGACAUCACUGGAGCCAGUCAAGAGCAUCAGCAAUGUGGAGCUGAAGGCUGAGCCCUUCGAUGACUUCUUGUACCCACCACCAUCCCGACCCAGUGGCUCUGAGACCGCCCGGUCUGUGCCAGACAUGGACCUGUCCGGUUCCUUCUAUGCAGCAGACUGGGAGCCCCUACACAGCAGCUCCCUGGGGAUGGGGCCCAUGGUCACAGAGCUGGAGCCCCUAUGCACUCCGGUGGUCACCUGUACUCCCAGCUGUGCUACUUACACGUCUUCCUUUGUCUUCACCUACCCGGAGGCUGACUCCUUCCCUAGCUGUGCAGCUGCCCACCGGAAGGGCAGCAGCAGCAACGAGCCCUCCUCUGACUCCCUCAGCUCACCCACACUACUCGCCCUGUGAGCGGUCAGGGAAGGGGAGGCAGCCGGCAUCCAAGAGUGCCACUGCUUUGAGCUGGUGCAUUACAGAGAGGAGAACCACGUCUUCCCUCGAGGGUUUCCGUAGACCUAGGGAGGACCUUGUCUGUGCGUGAAACACACCAGGCUGUGGGCCUCAUGGACUUGAAAGCAUCGCAUCCACAUCUGGACUCAAGUCCUCACUUCUUCCGGAGUUGUAGCAAAAGCGCAUGGAGUCUAUUGUUCCUAGUGACACCUGAGAGCUGGUAGUUAGUAGCAUGUGAGCCAGGCCUGGGUCUGUGUCUCUUUCCUCUUUCUCCUUAGUCUUCUCAUAGCAUUAACUAAUCUGUUGGGUUCAUUAUUGGAAUUAACCUGGUGCUGGAUAUUCUCGGAUUGUAUCUAGUGCAGCUGAUUUUAACAAUACCUACUGUGUACCUGGCAAUAGUGUGUUCCAAUUAGACAUGACCAAUGUUAAACUAAGAGAAAAAUUGAACUUUAUUUUCCAGUAGAUAGAACUAAAUAGCUAUAUCCACGUACUGUAGUUCCUCUUCGGCGUCAAUGUUCAUCGUGAUGUUACUGAUCAUGCAUUGUUGAGGUGAUCUGAAUGUCCUGACAUUAACAGUUUUCCAUGAAAACGUUUUAUUGUGUUUUCAAUUUAUUUAUUAAGAUGGAUUCUCAGAUAUUUAUAUUUUUAUUUUAUUUUUUUCUACCCUGAGGUCUUUCGACAUGUGGAAAGUGAAUAUGGAUGAAAUUUUAAGCAUUGUUUGCUUAUUGUUCCAAGACAUUGUCAAUAAAAGCAUUUAAGUUGAAUGCGA
This is a messenger RNA of Alexandromys fortis (reed vole), 2114 nucleotides long. It is a transcript of the gene Fos, whose product is annotated as Fos proto-oncogene, AP-1 transcription factor subunit. Bases 164 to 1306 code for a protein of 380 amino acids. The record is from RefSeq and is a predicted model, not a curated record. NCBI's taxonomy places the organism in Eukaryota, Metazoa, Chordata, Mammalia, Rodentia, Cricetidae. Gene Ontology annotation, biological process: regulation of transcription by RNA polymerase II. Gene Ontology annotation, molecular function: DNA-binding transcription factor activity, RNA polymerase II-specific; RNA polymerase II cis-regulatory region sequence-specific DNA binding. The transcript has 4 exons. Gene Ontology annotation, cellular component: nucleus.